Molecule: messenger RNA, 2611 nt
Organism: Atta colombica
Lineage: Eukaryota; Metazoa; Arthropoda; Insecta; Hymenoptera; Formicidae
Gene: Polr3G
Product: DNA-directed RNA polymerase III subunit RPC7-like
Exons: 2
Coding region: 88-786 (232 amino acids)
Biological process (GO): transcription by RNA polymerase III
Cellular component (GO): RNA polymerase III complex
Source: RefSeq, a predicted model, not a curated record
CGAGGAAGUUUAUUACUAUCCCUGUCCAUGUGGUGAUCAAUUCCAAAUAUCUCUUUCCGACCUAGCCGCCGGCGAAGAAGAGGUUACAUGUCCCUCGUGUUCCCUCGUGAUCAAGGAAACACGAGAAGCAAUAUCAAGAACAAAAUGGCAGGACGCGGUAGAGGAAAAUCUGCUAUGUCCUUUUCUAUGGAACAGUUGGGUAUCUCUAAAGGAGAAACACUAUCAACACCAGUUCUGCAACCAUCUUUAAGUUAUCCUCCAUUGGAUCAUAAACCUCCACCUAUUCAAAUAACCAACGAAAUGGAGUAUCUAGUAGAAUUGAAAAGGCAUUUCACUGAAUAUAUGCGAGAGUCACCAUAUUAUGUGAAAGCUGCUAUUAUAAAUGAAGAUAUUGAACGAUACAGCGAUGCUUUUAAAGAAGAUUUCACAGACAAUGAUGAAUCAAAAUAUGAGGCGUAUCAUGAUUGGAGCUUAAUGCCAGAGGAAUUAAGAGCGUUGAAGAAACGAAAACCCUGGCAGCAGAAAGGAAAUAAGAAGAAAAAAGACAUGGAUAUUGUGAAAAAGUUAUCAGAAUUGGAGAAAAAAGAAAAUAUGCAACACCCUGCAGAAGAGGAAGAUAAAGAAGGGAAUGAAGAAGAGAAUGAUGAAGAAAAGGAAGAUGGUGUAAAGGAAGAGGAAGAAGAUGAAAUGGAUGAUGGGACUGAUUAUGCAAAUGAAUACUUUGAGAAUGGCGAUAAUUACUAUAGUGAAGAUGACAAUAAUGACGAUCAAUUUUUUGAUGCAUAAAUACUUGUGUUUCAGAAAAAUUUUUUUUUAUAUCUUGGCUCUUUUAUAUCUGUCAGACAUUUUCACGCUUUAAUCACAAAUAGAAUUGAAAAGGCAUUUUACCGAGUAUAUGCGAAUAUAGAUAUGUCACCAAAUUAUGUGAAAGUUGUUAUUGAAAAUGAAAAUAUUAAACAAUAUAAUAAUGUUUUUAAAGACAAUUUCACAGAAAAUGAUGAAUCAAAAGAUAAGUUAAGGGCGCCGAGAAACUGAAAACCCUUUUACUGCAAAUUCACUUAAAUUACGCAAAGAUUUUUAUUUUUUAUAAUUUUUCAGUUAAUUUUAAUAUCAAUGUUUGGAGAAAAUCGAUUAGCGCAUAGAUUAAACUGACAAUGUGAAAAGAUUGUGCACAUAUGUCACUACUAAACAUAAUAUAGGUUGAAUAAGCAACAUUGAUUUACUUUUUUUUUCUUAGAACAAAUUCUCCAUAACAUCGUUUUUCUUGUUCUUCUAUUAUCUCUCUGGCUGUAUUAUAUACCUCUCUCAUAUGCUUGUGGUGUGUUGAUUAUUGCCACGAGUAUACGAAGUCUACAAUUUUAAUGCCGGUUCUGAACGACGGAUUUUUCGAGAGGAAUUUCUGUGAACAAAGAUGCUCUCUAGAGGUUGCUGAUCUUUUUCGAGAGAAGACAUGAGUGUAAAUAUUUGAUUGCUACCAAGAUCGAAUCUGGGACUUCUGGCAUGAUAGACCAGUGUAUUGUCUGCCAUGUCACUCUCAUGCUCGUUAAUGUCGAUUUUUAAUUUCAAAUAACGAUGGGAUAUAAAUACGUUUAGUUUUUCUUUGCUGUCCUCUCGUUAUUAAUUGAGGGAAGGAAAGGAUUCAUCAUAACAUGUGGAUAUAAUUUGAAGUAGAGGGCACAUAGCGUAACAAUUAAAAUAGUCUAGAAAUCACAGGAAGCGUCGGCGUGUUUUUUUAUUACGAGUAUUUCACAAUUUCUAAUAUAUAAUAUAUUUAUAUAAUAUAUAUAGCCAUAAUAAUCUGCAAUUGUAAUAAAUGACCCUUUUCUAUGAUGCCAUCGGAUAGUACAAACGCAAUUUUCUUGGGAUGAGUGACUGGGAAAAUGGAAGAGGAGGAAAGGGUAAAAAUAUAGAGGAAUGAUGUGUAGAAUACCCAAAAAUACCAUAGCGUUUAUAAUGCUCGUUAUGUAUAUACGUUAAGUUUUAGUGAUUUCAUCCCGUGUUUAUAUAUGUAUAUAUUUUUUUCCUUUAUUUUUCUAAUGAAUUGCCGACACGAAUUAAGCGCUUUAAAAAUCCGUGUAUUAUAAGGAUGAAACAAAAAUUAAAUCGCAGAGAGAAAAAGUUUUCCGAACUCCCGUAAAAUUUCCAGUCACUGGAUCAUUCGUCGUCGUUCUAAGACCGAGUCCGUCAUCAGAGGAUAUCUUAGGACUAUUGAGAGAUCCGAAUUCUUUGAAUAAAUAAUCCGGAUAGAGAAAGAAAUUGCGCGAAAUUUUUCUUUCGUUUGACACGAUGUGAUGUAAAUUUAGAGUGUGAUGGCAGUAAAUCGCAAAAAUAAUUCCAUUCGUUACUACUUUUUUUUAUCAAAAAUUUGGAAUUCUUCGACCGAGUCAAGUCAUUUUAAGUUGCAAAGUUUAAUAAAGCACUUGGGAGUUAUCGCAAACGAUUUGAACUUAAUUAUUUAUAUAACGAGCCGUAUAUCUUUCAUGCGGAAUUAUGCGUGCAAAAAAAUAGUACAUCUUUUAUAUUUCGUGAAUAUUUAAACGAUAGAAGAUCAAUAACAGUAUCAGAUCGAUACUAAUUGAACCAAUUAAACUACAAGGUACGGUAAUAAAAG